Molecule: messenger RNA, 1784 nt
Organism: Wasmannia auropunctata (little fire ant)
Lineage: Eukaryota; Metazoa; Arthropoda; Insecta; Hymenoptera; Formicidae
Exons: 4
Coding region: 759-1205 (148 amino acids)
Source: RefSeq, a predicted model, not a curated record
UAUGUCGUCGGUGGUUAUAAUUUUAUGAGUAGUAACGGAAGUUUGUUCCAGGAAAUCGUCUGGAAGAUGAAAUCGAUCCUGGUGGUGUUCUACUAGAGCGAGGACGUUUUCCUUUUCUUCUGGAUUAAGAUUCUGGGGUAAUAGCAAGCAACGACGUAGAAGAAUUAGAAACGAUUUCACAACAGCUGUCUAAAGAAUUUUCCGGGCCUAAGACCAGAGGAGACAGUGAUGCUGUGGAAUUUGGACUCGAAGAACGAGCCGAUUCAGCGAUUUUGCAGCGGUUGCCUAAAGAAUUUUCCUGUCCUGGGACAAGUGGAGGCAGUGGCGCCGCGGAUAUAGUAGAAGAUACAGCGAGAUUAGUCGAGCUUUUAUUUUCAGAAUUCGCGUUUUCGGUUUUCUUAAUAGAAUCAUCUCUCGGAUUGUCGAUUGUAAGAGCUGAGGAUUUAGCAAUGCACGAAUCAGUGAAAUUAGCAUUAUCAGAACAAGUCGAGUCAGCGGUACGACAAUUACCUAAAGAAUUUGCUUGUCCUAGAGCAAGCGGAGGUAAGGGUGUCGUGGAUAUAGCAGAGGAUACAGCGGACUUGUCUGAAUGUUUGCUUUUAUAAGACUUAGAAGAUUUAGUAGAUAUAGUAGGCUUUGCUUGUGCUCUCUUUCGAUUCUCAGCGAUUAUAUCGACUUCUUGUAACGUUACUGUUGGUAUCAAUAACUCCAUCUCGAUCUCUGUUGUAUUGAUGACUCUAAUAUAAGCUUUAUCGUUGAUGCAGGUGACCAGAGAAUCUCCUAAGAAUACUCCAUCUGUCACGUGCAUCCGUGGUAAAUAUCCGGUCUUCACUUCCGGGUUGGAUAUAUUUAUUGUGAAUCCGACGUUGGAUCUUGCGGGUACUACGAUGCUCUCGGCGGUCUUGAAAGGAAUUCUGUAUCCUUCCCAGGAUUUCUCUCGUGUCUAUAGGAACUUCGUGACUCAGAGAACCGAUUUUUAUGAUAUUCGGCUGUGCUCCCGUAUCAAGCAUAAUGGCUGUGGGUCCACGGAAAGAAGAGGAAUUCAGUUCUACUGUGGGCACGUUUCCUCUACUGAGAUCGACGACGGCGAUUCCUGCACUUCUGUGAUUAUUGGAUACAUCUGGCGCGCUUCUGCUUGCCCUCGACUGGCGCCCGAGGUCGAUGGGCCUUGUAGGCGCAGAUCUUCAUCUGCAUGGGAGAGUUAGUAGCUGCAGCUGCCGCAGGUUGACGAGCAGGUGGGCGAUCUGGCUGCAUAAUUGUGACUAGAGGAGGACCUCUCUCAGCGGUUCCCUGCGGGUUGACACGAGGGGCGUUGCUUCUGACCCCUUCGCGUUGGCGGAUGCGAUCUCGUUCGAGUCGUUUGUUAAUAAGGAUGGCUUUAUUAUAUGCCUCGGUGAGGUUUUGAUAGCCCUCUACGCGAAUUUCCGCGCGGUACUCGGGAGGUAGACCUUCGAAGAAGGAUUCUAAUGUAUACGAGUCGAUCUGUUCAAUCUCUGUUCGCGAUAGUGACCGAUUAAAUUGUACUUGGUCUCCUUCAAUAAUAGCAUUACGUAAAUCUUUUACUCGGCCUAUAUAAUCCAAAAUGUGUUCUGUGGGUUUUUUGAAUGCAAUGCUUAGUUGACCGCGAUAGUAAUUAGAUGAGCGAGCAGGUCCGAAAGUGCGUUUUAAAGAGUCUGUCAACUCGUCGACUGUGUUGUGGAUCUCGUCCUCAACGGCUAAAUAAGCAUGUCCAAUCAGUUUGUUUCGUAACAGUCGGACUAAGUGAUUUUCGUUCGUCAGGGGGA